This is a messenger RNA of Spodoptera littoralis (African cotton leafworm), 1287 nucleotides long. The record is from the annotation of a GenBank genome assembly. Lineage: Eukaryota; Metazoa; Arthropoda; Insecta; Lepidoptera; Noctuidae.
AUGAGUGGUCCUAACGGGAUGCUGUAUGGUGGCGAUGAAAUAGGCGCGUUGGUUUUCGAUCCUGGGCAUCAUUCCUUGCGCGUUGGUUAUGCUCAGGAAGAUACGCCUAAAGCCGAUAUUCCGGCUGUGGUUGGCGUUGGACCGGCCACCCAUAUCCCUGAACCUGAGGAGAAGGUCCCUGAUGGCAAUGUCACGCAAAGCGGAACAAAGGCGGGUGGUGAUCUCCGCCACUAUAUAGAUGUGACGGAGCUGCAUGUGCCCCGUGCGGGCAUGGAGGUCAACACCUAUAUGAAAGACGGACAGGUCGAUAAUUGGGACCUCUUUGAGAAGAUGCUUGAUUAUUGUUACGCUAAGGUUAUCCGUUCCCCUUCCGAACACCACCCAGCUCUAUUCACCGAAGCUGUCUGGACGACGCGGCCAGCUCGAGAGAAGCUAGCAGAACUCCUUUUCGAGAAGUACCAGGCGCCUGCAUUCUUCCUGGUGAAGAGUGCAGUACUGGCUGCAUUUGCCAACGGGAAGAGCACGGCUUUGGUCGUCGAUGCUGGAGCCAGUCAGACUUCUGCCGUGCCUGUUAUUGAUGGAUAUGCGCUUGUGAACGCCGCCGUCCGGUCCCCAGUCGGAGGCGACCACCUCGCGGCGCAAGCCAAACACAUGCUGUCCAACUUACAUAUACAGAUGCUGCCCAUAUACAGUAUACAGAGCAAGGAAGUGAUAAGAGAGCGCGAGCGUGGCCGCUACACCCUGAAGACGCUCCCGGCGGGACUGACGCACUCCUGGCAACAAUACAUGCUCAAACGGCAGUACGAGGACUUCUGUCACUGUGUCGCGCAGAUAUCAGAGAGCCAGUACGAGGAGCGCCAAGCGGCGUCAGUCCCGUUCACCCACUACGAGUUCCCCGGCGGGUACCACCAGGACUUCGGCCCUGAACGGUUCAAGCUCACCGAGUGUCUGUUCGAACCUACGUUGGGGGCGCCGCAUUUGGUGUGCGCGGCCGCCGCGGCGUGCGACGCGGACGCGCGGCCCGCGCUGUGGGGCUCCGUGGUGGCGUGCGGCGGGCUGGCGAGCACGCCGGGCUGGCUCGAGCGCCUCGCCAAGGACCUCGCCGCGCGCGCGCCCAGCUCGCAUCGCCUCAAGACCACCGCCGCGCCCAACCCCACGGAGCGACGGUUCGCCGCCUGGAUCGGUGGCUCGAUCCUAGCUUCCAUAGGCUCCUUCCAGCAGAUGUGGAUAUCAUCACAAGAGUAUGAUGAAGGCGGCAAAGGGCAGCUCGAGAGGAAAUGCCCUUAA